Sphenostylis stenocarpa is the source of this 2445-nucleotide messenger RNA. NCBI's taxonomy places the organism in Eukaryota, Viridiplantae, Streptophyta, Magnoliopsida, Fabales, Fabaceae. The record is from the annotation of a GenBank genome assembly.
AUGGCAAUGGUGCAGUUAUUCAAUGGCGGCUUUCACGUCAUCACCAAAGUCGCCCUUAACGGGGCGCGAGUCACGACCAGGGCUCUGCGGUUGGGUUUGGAUGGGCUCAGGGCGAGGGAUUUUUGGGUGAUGGGUGAAGAAGGAGCUUGGGACAGGGUUCACAGUUCCGGCAAGGAGAGGCAGUCCGCGAUGGAGAUUGAGGGGUACUGGUGGAGGUACAUGGGACGACAAGACCCGUGGUGGCUGGUGGAAGCUGGAAGUGGUGAUGUUAAUCACAAUGGAGGAGAUGUAGGCGCGGGAGGCCACAAAUAUGGUAUCACUGCCUACCAAAAGGCAUUGGCAAAAGCAGCGAGCAUGGAAAGGAGAACGUCAGUGUCACAUCAGAUUCCACCAGCCCACAAGGCCUUCACCGCCACAGUUCAACCGCAUUCAUCCACAACUAUUCAUGACAUCAAGAACAGCGAGGAAACAACAACCAAUACCACAAUUUACAACCUUAACACUUGUACCUGGGAAACUGUGACUAUGAAGCUAAUGGAUGUUCCAAAGAGAAAAAGGGUGAUGGUCCAAGAACUAGGGCUUACCAAGUUUAUUGGAAUGGAAGUACAACAGCCUGUGAUCCCUCCACUGUCAAGAGCCAGAGGUAUUCGCUGCUCUGUUAAGCCAGCCUCACGCAGUCCCCUCUUGUAUAGGAAAUCAGGAGAUCAAUGCCUUCGCACAGUUCACAUGGUUCAACUCCGAACUUGGAGCGGGCAGGCCAACAUGAUACAGCCACCAAACCAACUUUCAGAUAUGAAAAUUGACAUUGCCCUUAUGACAAGGGAUGUAAAGAAAAAUCAAUCUCUUCCCAUUGAUACGAAAUUCAAGCUUCCUGUACCUGUUGCAAAUUCUUCUUGGCCUCCAGGUGGUGAUUUUGCCAGUGGGACAAUUGAUCUGGGUGGGCUACAGGUGUCUCAAAUAUCAACAUUCAACAAAGUUUGGAGCACAUAUGGCGGUGGACCGGACGAUCAAGGUUUCACCUUGUUUGAACCAUCAAUACCUCAAGGUUUCUUUAUGCUGGGUUGCUACAGCCAACCCAACAACAAGCCACUUUUUGGAUGGGUUCUUGUGGCAAAAGAUGUGGGUGGAAAUACAUGCAGCCCCACUUUAAAGCAACCAAUUGAUUUCACACUUGUAUGGAACAGUGCAUCUAUGAAGAUUAGCCAAGAUGGUCCUAUCUAUGUUUGGCUUCCAACAGCACCUGAUGGGUAUAAAGCUGUAGGCCAUGCUGUCACUACCACGCCAAAUAAGCCUUCCCUUGACAAAAUCAGGUGUGUCAGGUCAGACCUCACUGACCAAUGUGAGAUAAAUUCAUUGAUUUGGGAAUUAGGCGGCUUCAGUGUUUAUGAUGUUAGACCAAGCAUUAGGGGAAUUCAGGCUCCUGGUGUUAGAGUAGACACCUUUGUUGUUCAAAAUGGGAGUACCAACCCUCAAUCUAUUGUUUGUUUAAAAAACACGAAAACUAUCCCAAAAUACAUGCCUAAUCUGAAACAAAUCAAAGCAAUACUCCAAGUUUACUCUCCAACUAUGUGCUUGCAUCCCAGUGAAGAAUACUUGCCAUCUUCUGUAGAUUGGUUUUUCUCCAAUGGGGCACUACUAUAUAAGAAAGGGGAAGAGUCAAAUCCUGUCCCAAUUUCACCAAAUGGCACAAACCUGCCUCAGGAUCAUAACAAUGAUGGUGCCUAUUGGCUGGACCUACCUGCUGAAGCAACCAACAAAGAGAGGGUCAAAAAAGGAAACUUGCACAGUGCCAAAAGUUAUGUACAUGUGAAACCAAUGCUCGGAGGAACCUUCACUGACGUUGCAAUAUGGGUCUUCUACCCAUUCAAUGGCCCUUCAAGAGCAAAAGUUAAGUUAAUUUCUUUUCCAUUGGGGAAAAUAGGUGAACAUGUUGGUGACUGGGAGCAUGUGACACUAAGGGUAAGCAACUUUAGUGGUGAACUCUGGCAGGUCUAUUUCUCACAACACAGCAAAGGUACAUGGGUUGAUUCCUCUCAGAUUGAGUUCCAAAGUGGUGGCAACAAACCACUACUCUAUUCUUCCUUGCAUGGCCAUGCAUCAUACCCACAUGCUGGCCUUAAUCUGCAAGGGGCAGAUAACAUAGGCAUAAGGAAUGAUACUGAUAAAGGUAACAAUGUUAUGGAUUUGGGGAUAUUUGAAUUGGUUUCUGCUGAGUAUUUGGGGUCUGCAGUUAUAGAGCCUCCUUGGCUGAACUAUUUCAGGGAAUGGGGUCCUAAAAUUGAUUAUGAUAUAGAUGUUGAGCUGAAGAAGAUUGAGAAGUUCUUGCCUAAGAAUUUAAAAUCUGCGUUGGAAAAGAUUUUGAAGAGUUUGCCAAGUGAGGUGCUGGGAGAGGAAGGACCCACAGGUCCAAAGGUCAAGAACAAUUGGAACGGAGAUGAAAUUUGA